AGAAGGGUUGACCAUUUGUGAGGCAAGUACCUGCCCCUGGGGUGCUCCAGCACCCCCACCUCACCGCUCAGGGGCAGAAGUGGGGCUGCCUGGCAUGCAGGUGCAGAAUGAGCCCAACCUCAGGGCUGGGGCACUGGGACCCAGGCUGAUGUCACAUGAGGUGUUGAUGCCUCAGCCCGGGCCCAAGACACUGAUAUACCUUCUAUCGUGGCCAACACUCCUGGGUCCUGGCUCACCUCCUCCUGGAAGUCCUCAGCAAUUCUGGAGGCCACAGAGGAAACGGGCCAGGGCAGACGGACAUCGCACCAGCUCUGGCUCCUGGCCUGGUGGCCCUGUGGGGUCACAGGGCAGCUUCCCAGAAAUGCUGGCUGGAGCUGGGGCGGGGGCAGGUCGGGCGCAGGACAAACAGACCAAAGGUGAGCAGGGCUGGAGUGCCGGAGGCGCCAUGCAGAGAACAGGACGACCCCAGGCAGGGGUGCAGGCGCGGGGUGUGGGGCAUGGAUCCCUGGACCCCUGCAGGGCCCUGGGCCUGCUCCUCCUCCUGGCCCUGCCCCAGACCUCCAUGGCAAUGGCUGGGCCUGGGUGGCCUGAGCCCGUGUUUGGGCGCCUGGCGUCGCCCGGCUUCCCGGGCGGGUACCCCAACAAUCAGGUACUGCGCUGGAACCUGACAGCACCUCCGGGCUACCGCCUGCGCCUCUACUUCACGCACUUCAACCUGGAGCUGUCCUACCUCUGCGAGUAUGACUUCGUCCAGCUGAGCUUUGGGAACAAGGUGCUGGCCACGCUGUGUGGGCAGGAGAGCACCGACACCGAGCGGGCACCGGGCACUGACCAGUUCCUGUCGCCCGGGUCCCACCUGGACGUGACCUUCCACUCCGACUACUCCAACGAGAAGCCCUUCUCGGGGUUCGAGGCCUUCUAUGCAGCUGAGGACAUCGACGAGUGCCAGGUGUCCCCAGAUGAGCCGCCUGUGUGUGACCAUCACUGUCACAACCACCUGGGCGGUUUCUACUGCUCCUGCCGGGCUGGAUACACCCUGCAUAGGAACCAACGCACCUGCUCAGCCCUGUGCUCGGGUCAGGUUUUCACCGACCGGUCAGGGGUGCUCAGUAGCCCUGAAUAUCCGCAGCCGUACCCCAAACUGUCCAGUUGCACCUACAGCAUCCGCCUGGAGGAGGGGUUCAGCAUUAUCCUGGACUUCGUGGAGACCUUCGAUGUGGAAGCGCACCCCGAAGUCCAGUGUCCCUAUGACUCCCUAAAGAUCCACACACACAGCAAAGAGUACGGCCCGUUUUGCGGGGGGACCCUGCCGCCUCAGAUCGACACUAAGAGCCACAUGGUGACCGUCAACUUCGUCACUGACGACUCGGGGACCCACAGAGGCUGGAAGAUUCGCUACAGAGGCACAGCUCAGCCCUGCCCUGAUCCGACAGCGCCACCGCAUGGCCGCAUCUCGCCGGUGCAAGCCCAGUACGUGCUGACAGACCGCAUCUCGGUCCUCUGCGAGCCUGGCUUUGAGCUCAUGAGGGGGUCCGUGGCGCUGGUGUCAUUUGCUGCCGUGUGUCAGAAGGAUGGAACCUGGGACCAGCCAAUGCCCGAGUGCAGGGAGGUGGACUGCGGCCCUCCUGAUGAGCUGCCCAAUGGCCACGUGGAGCAUAUCACCGGGCCGGACGUGACCACCUACAGAGCCGUGAUCCGCUACCGCUGUAACGAGACCUUCUACACGAUGGAAAGGGGUGACGGUGAGUACGUGUGUGAGGGGGAUGGAUUCUGGACCAGUUCCGGAGGAGAGAGAUCGCUGCCCUUCUGUGAGCCUGUGUGUGGGGUGUCAUCUCGCACCAUCGAAGGCCGCAUUUAUGGAGGGCAAAAGGCCAAGCCCGGAGACUUUCCUUGGCAAGUCCUGCUGAUGGGCGCAGGGACGGCGGCGGGUGCGCUGCUGUCAGACGGCUGGAUCCUGACGGCGGCCCAUGCCGUGUACGAGCACAGGGAGGCGGCUUCGGAGCUGGACAUCAGGAUGGGCCUCCUGCGGCGGCUGUCACCGGACUACACACAGGCCUGGGCCGAGGCCAUCUUCAUCCACGAAGGUUACAGGCACGGCGCUGGCUUCGACCAUGACAUCGCGCUCAUCAAGCUGAAGGACAGAGUGCCCAUCAACAGCCACAUCCGGCCCAUCUGCCUGCCGGGCCCCACGGCAGGUUCCUUCAUGCAGACCAACGACCUGGGCACGGCAUCUGGAUGGGGGCUGACCCAAAAGGGGUUCCCCGCUCGAACUCUGAUGUUCGUGGACGUGCCCGUGGCCGACCACCAGACAUGUGCCCGUGCCUACGAAAGGAAGGCCAUCCCCGAGGCCCGGGUGACUGAGAACAUGGUCUGCGCGGGGCUGGAAGGUGGCGGCAAGGACAGCUGCAAGGGCGACAGCGGUGGGGCGCUGGUGUUUCUUGACCCCGAGACACAGAGGUGGUUUGUGGGCGGAAUCGUUUCCUGGGGGGCCAGAAACUGUGGGGAGGCAGAGCAGUACGGGGUCUAUACCAAAGUCCUCAACUACAUCUCCUGGAUCCACAACAUCAUGAGUAACUUUUAA
Suncus etruscus (white-toothed pygmy shrew) is the source of this 2581-nucleotide messenger RNA. It is a transcript of the gene MASP2, whose product is annotated as MBL associated serine protease 2. The transcript has 10 exons. Bases 95 to 2581 code for a protein of 828 amino acids. Gene Ontology annotation, molecular function: serine-type endopeptidase activity; calcium ion binding. The record is from RefSeq and is a predicted model, not a curated record. Gene Ontology annotation, cellular component: extracellular region. Gene Ontology annotation, biological process: proteolysis; complement activation, lectin pathway. Lineage: Eukaryota; Metazoa; Chordata; Mammalia; Eulipotyphla; Soricidae.